CCGCUUUCGUGUAAAAAUUAGAAAAUGCAAUUUCUUACAGGUAUCAGCAAUGUUAAAUCACUUUAUUGCAUCACUUGACCUAAUUACAUAAUUGAAUACUUCCGCGAGUAUUGAAUCUACAAAUCUGGUAAUUAGUAUAUCAAUUUAAAGAGGAGAAAAUGCCGAAUAUUAAGAUACGAGUUGAAAAAAUUGGGUGUUACGUACCAUGUAUUUUUCGUGGAUUUUCAAAAAAUAAGCUGCUUGCAGAAUAAUGAAUAUACACUGAAAACAGGUAGAAACUGUUGUAUGAAAAUUCAAUUUAUCGCUUUGGAAAUCAUCAAAAUUAAAUUUUUUUUAUACUAAAAAAAAGAAAAUUAAAUUCUCUUCGAAUAAUGUCCAAGACAAAAAUGCGAAAAACCCUUCCAUUUUUGGGUAAAAAAUUGAGAAAAGCAAUUUCUUCGUGUACUCUCUGUACAACUUACUGUAAAGCGAACACGUUUUUAGCUAGUAUGUUCCAAUGCGUGCAUCGUACAAAACGGAACUAACAUAAGCGUGGACCACUGAUAGGCGUGGAUUUGUGAAACGCAGAUUUUCGUCUUCCUCUACACUGUCUAUACUUGAAGACUUGAUAUUAUCAUGAAUUAUUUACGUUUCAACGAAUGAAUGUGUUGAAAUUGUUAAAAUUGUCGAAUGUAUUUUUAUUGUAUUUAUAAUGGCUUGCGAACAAUCAACGAAUGGUGAUAACAGCCAACCGUCUGAAAUCGGUGAUUUUGGUAAAGUUUUACGGUCAACUUUAACGAAUUUUGCUGCAAACGAACGUACCGUAAGAGCAAAGAACAUAAUUGUGGUUAUAGUUGGAUCGAGUGAUACAACUUUCACGGUGCUUCCGAUCGGACAUAAAUCGGAUAAUGUCGAUAUUAUCGAUAAAAGCGAAAUCUACCCAUAUCGUCCUACAGAUUUUUCAAAACAACACGUUAACGUAGAUCCGAUUCGUUCAUUUUUCGAGAGAUAUCCAAAUGCUACAGAAGAAAUUCGUACUCAAAUUGUUAAGCAUGUGCUUCGUCCGAACCAGUAUCCGUUGCCACCGCAAUCGGGAGGCGUUAUAAAUGAGCAACUUCACGGUACUUCGAGUAGAGCCCAAAAACAUAAGUCCAACGAUCCUAGGCAAUUAGCCCUUCUAUUUGAGGAUGGAGAAGAUGACGGAUCUAUAAUGGGAAAAAGGGCAAAAUUGAGUAACGCCGAAACCAUCGAUCGACACUUGGCAGAAGCGGAUGAAGAUUUUCGGUCAAUUGAGACAAUCGAACGCUCAAGAUUAUUAAUCCGCAUGCAUCAAGAACAAAUAUCAUUCGAGCGCAUCGUGAUAAAUCAAGCUGCCAAGGGCGAUUACACCUUCGGUCAAAAACACAGGGCCCAAUUCGAUGCAAAACUUUCGACAAUAUGGGGCGGUUUUGACGAAUAUUUUAAUAAGUUAAGAAAAGAAGCUGGCCAAAAGAAAAAAAAGCGUUCGGUGCCCUUUGAAGAAUUAGACUAUAAAAAGAAACGAAUCGAAUUGCAAAAGUCAUGGGCAUGGGCAGAACAAUCAACAACGGCUGAAUUAAUUAAACCGCCGAUUUAUGCGUCUUCUUUCGAAGGUAGGGAUAGGAGAGUUCGCUAUUUGAAUGGAGAUUACGAAGGCACGAUGACAGUUCCGUUCACUUUUAAUAAUCGUACUUUUCCGAAUGUCCAGAUCCCCGAACGUUAUUCGUUGAUCUGGAGUGAAUGUAAAACGUCACCUAAGCCAAGAGAACUACUACUCGUAGUGAGUGUAAAAUCGGCAAUAGAUUACGUAAAAGCCGAAUUAGCUGAAAAGCAAACCAACAAACUGGACUUGGAUCGUGCAUGUUACUUAUACGCACUUCAGUCGGGAUUCAUGGCCAAAGCUGCGUGCAGGGUUCCUAACUGCAAGUCGAGUUUUUCCGCGCCCAAAACAAGAGACGGCCAUGAAAAAAAAGAAAAAAUUGUCGGCAAACCCCACUUUACACCUUUGAAAUGGCUUAGACAAAUGCAUAAAAAUCAUACCAAACUGUUAACCGAUUCCGAACUAGGUCAAAUAGAAACGCUGUUCGCAAAAAUGACGGAAAUGAACAAGUCGAUAGAAGAUACAGAUGACGAUGAGAUCAUCGAUUCCGAUUACUCUCCGACAGAUCCCGAAGACGAUCAAUAUGAUUCCGUUGAGGAGUCCGAAUCCGAAAAUUAAGUUUUACACGUUAGUUUCUUAUACCUUGGUUGUUUAUAUCGUUAUUGUUUAUUUAUUAUCGUUUUUUCGUACGUUCUUUUCCGUAUGUUAUAUUCUCAUAUUGCAUAAUUCCAUCUCUAACAUUGUGAAUAUUUUUGUAAAUUAUUGUAGUUUUGCUAUUUUCCAUUAAUAAAUCAACAUUUUAUUUCCUGCGAUCA
Messenger RNA from Planococcus citri (citrus mealybug), 2412 nucleotides. RefSeq lists its product as uncharacterized. The record is from RefSeq and is a predicted model, not a curated record. NCBI's taxonomy places the organism in Eukaryota, Metazoa, Arthropoda, Insecta, Hemiptera, Pseudococcidae. The transcript is spliced from 7 exons. Bases 692 to 2215 code for a protein of 507 amino acids.